This is a messenger RNA of Lineus longissimus, 2919 nucleotides long. Its product is annotated as DC-STAMP domain-containing protein 2-like. NCBI's taxonomy places the organism in Eukaryota, Metazoa, Nemertea, Pilidiophora, Heteronemertea, Lineidae. Gene Ontology annotation, cellular component: membrane. The record is from RefSeq and is a predicted model, not a curated record. The transcript has 15 exons. Bases 1 to 2919 code for a protein of 972 amino acids.
AUGGCCCAUGCAAAGUUAAUAUGGAAGGGAUACAAGAUCAAGAAGGCCCUAGACAACAUCAAAAGGGCGAAGAUAAAUACAGAGAGGGCGAGACAGGGUUUACCGCCAUUGAGGCCUUGGUAUGAGGAUUGCUACAUCAACGGUCUCGCCUGCCUCAGAGAGACAAUAUGCCUUGCGUUCUGUCCGUGCUGUGUCUACGAGGCUUAUAGGAGGAACACACGCAGGAAGUCAUCUAGUUCUGCGUUUGGGAGGCUGUUCAUAGAUGGAACCUAUGAGAACGAUAUCUUAAAACAUGUCCUGGGAUUUUUCUUUGGUCUGGUCAUGUCCACUCUGUUCUUCUUCUUGAUGAUCUAUCAACUAGAAUACCCAUGGACAGUGGCGACUCCUAUUGCCGCAGUCACUGGACUCAUCCUCUCGAUUGGGAUGGCCUUCAUCAUGCAAGUGAGAUGUGUGGUAUUCCUCAUGUUGCCACAGCUUUUUUCAAGUCGAGGUCGGGCCUUCCUCACUACUUAUAUCUUUGUCCUCGUUCUGGGAGGACCGGCUAAGAACUUCGCUCACAACGUCCAGGUUAUCUCAGCCAGCGUAACAUGUGGACAGAGCGAAAUCUACAACGGCACUAAAGAAGUGGUGGAUGCCGCUUUGUCGCCAGUUUAUAACAUUAUUGAUGCUAUAAAAGACGUUCUCAUGAAGCUGAGGGGAUUUGCCAAUAGACUGCGGGAGUCGUUCACUAAAAUGAAGAAAUGCUUUCAGGAAGUGGUUGCGGCGGUAGGACGAGCUUUCGCCUGGCUUGGUAACAUCGUCGACGUUUGCAACAAAAACAUGUCCGACCCUUACUUGAAGUGCAUGGCCUCCUUCAAUAUAGCUGUCGCAAAUUGCCGUGGAAUGCUCGGACCGAUGAAAUUCCUUUGUGAAAUCCCAAAUGGAUUCAAAGGCAUUUGUAACGUGGCUCGCAUUGGAGAACUGUUAUGUCAGUUGACCGAGAAGAUCACUUCUCUGGUGUCGACGAAAAUUAAUUCAAACAUCAAGAUGGCCAUCCACAACGUGCAGGAGAUGUUUUACUUCAACGUGACUCUGGAGUAUCAUUAUUCACAUAACCUCGAACAGACGAGAUCUUAUGAGGAGGUUCGACGAGACAUCAUGACACAGAUAAAAGCUCGGCUCUCCAUGUUUGCCACUAUCAUUUUCUGGACGAACAAUCUGCUCAUAAUCAUGUUCAUAUGGCUUGCUGUCAGAAUCGUCGUUCUUCUCAGCGCAAUCAACUAUCGGCGUAAGUACAUGAAACGUGACCGUUUCGACAACUGUUACAUCACCUUCGCAAUCAGAGACGCCAACGAGAGACGUGAGGAGAUGGGCAAAGAGACAGUGCUUCCUCUACAUAGAAAGGAGUCGAAGAAAUAUAUCAAACCAACUUCUUUCCAUCUGGCGAAGGCUGAAAAACGUAAACUGAUCACUGGUUUGAUUUUCCUGGCUGGCAGUAUGAUCCACGCUGGGUUCUACCUCCUCAUUGACUAUGGAGCAUACUGGAACCUCAUGAACAUCAGGAAACACAUGCAUAUCAAGAUUCACCACGACGGUAAGCUAAUUCGUGAAAGCAUCACCUCUCAUUUAGUGCCAGGCCAUCGAGUUGGUUUGAUAAGUUCUGCAGCAAAGAGAAGUAAGGAUCAUCUUUUGCAGACCAAAUGGCAAACAUGCGCGAAGCACCCACCCGAUCCGAAUGUUAAGGUCUUGAACACUCAUGCCGAAUCUCGCCGCUGCUGGUCGGUCACUUACAUCUUCCACUUUGCGGAUGGACCUACUGACAAGCGUUACCAACGUGUUGGUGCCCUGCUUACUUGUUCCUGGACACCGAUGAAUAUCUUCGUGUCUUUGAUUAUGGUAAACGCCGUUCUCGUUGCAGUUCCUCACAACCUUCAAAUGCACGUGGAAGGUGGGGGCUUUCUGGCCGCGGUCUACAGCCUGCUCAUCAGUGCCUUCGACCCGCUCGGGCGACAGAAAAUUCAAAUUGACACAACCGCUUGUUUGCCUAAUCCUUCAGUUCCCGAUUGGUAUUUAUACAAGACUGUUGGCGUUCUUUAUGCCGUGUGCCUAUUCCUUUGUCUAACAGAAGCCUACGGUCUGCGUCUACGUCACCUGAUAUGCGGAUGCUACUACCAACGCCGCGACAAGGAAAGAUCAGUAUGGCUCUACAAUCACAUACUGCGCAAGCGCGGAGGUUUCCUCAAGUUCCUACGCCGUAGGUUACGUCAUAAGACAGGGAACGAAGAAGGCUUGGAAGAGAUCAACUGCAAAGAUCGAUGCGCAGCGAACUGUUGUUCAUGUUGUAGAUGUGCUCGGCUGUUCAAAUGGUUUGGUUAUGAUAAGAAGUUCUGCUUUUCAUGUGGACAACCCGGAAAACCAGAGGAUAAGAAGAACUUCAAGCACUGCGCAAAGACUGACUGCAACGCGAUAUACUGCCUUGAUUGCUUCACAGACCUUAACAACAUGUGUACAGUCUGCAUGGACCCAAUCGACUAUGGCGACUUCUCAGACUUCAGUGAAGAGGUCGAUUCUAGUGACGACGACCAAGUCUUGCGCAAAAUCCGGUGUGCGAGAAAGCUGCGGGACCGGGAGGCAUAUCGUGGUAAAAGAGGCGAGACUAGCGGAAGUGAGGACAGUACAGAUGAUGAAUCUUAUCGAUCUGACGUCACAGCGUCAGAGAGUGGGGCUGGCAGUGACAGGAGUGGUAAUUACAAUUAUGGGCACCAAAAGUGCAAGAAGGAGCUAGUCUCGAUGAAUGUUUAUGAAGGUAGAUCUGCUGACUAUUCCGACUCCGAUUCCGACUCCGAUUAUUCGGACUGGGAAUAUGACAUGGAACCGGAAUACCAGGAGAUGGAGCGAGGAGAGACACCUGUAACAAAACAACCAAGAACAUGGAGGUGA